Molecule: messenger RNA, 1663 nt
Organism: Amoebophrya sp. A25
Lineage: Eukaryota; Dinophyceae; Syndiniales; Amoebophryaceae
Source: the annotation of a GenBank genome assembly
GUAGUUUUUUCGUAGUUGUAGUGCAAGUUGUAGUUCAUGGAGGAAAGAGAUAGAAGUACUAGCUUGGAGCGCCCGACAACACCCCCUCGCGCUAGGAUUCCCCCCCUCCCGAAGUAACCCACGGAGCACUAAGAUUGCCCGAGAUUCAACCUCUUGGAUUUGAAUUGCUCAAAUCCGAAAGUUUUCGACUUUCGCGAGUUUUUCUGCAAUUCAAUUCUUUGGAAAGGAAUCCCCCAAAUCUAAAAACUUACGGCUUUAGCAAAUUUCUCUGGCAUGCAAUUUCUUGGAUUUGAGAACUCAAGCCCAAAAAUUUUCGACUUUAGCAAGCUUUUCGCAGAAACUUCUCGGGUUUGGAUUGCUCAGACCCGAACUCUUUCGACUUUGGCAAAACAUUUCGGAGCUUUUCUGAAACUCGAUCUCUUUCCUUAAAUCCAAAAGUUUUCGACUUUAACGAGUCUCGCCGAGAUUCAAUGUCUUGGGUUUGAAUUCCUCAAGUCAAAAACUUGCGACUUUGGCAAGCUUUUCCGCGAUUCAAUUUUUUGGGUGUCACUUUCUCAAAUCCAAAAGCUUGCGACUUUCACAAGCUUCGCAGAAAUUCAAUUUCUUGGAUUUCAAUUCCUCAAAUCCAAAAAUUUCCGACUUUAUCGAGCUUUUCUGAAAUUCAAGCUCUUGGCUUUGAAUUCCCAAACUCCGAAAGGUUUUGACUUUAGCAAGUUUUUCGGAGAUUCACUCUCUUGGAUUUGAAUUCCUCAAAUCCCAAAAUUUUUGAUUUUAACGAGCUUGGCCGAGAUUCAAUCUCUUGGAUUUGGUUCUAAGCUCAGAAGUUCGCGAGUUCAUGUGCAGUUCAAACGCGAAAGCGUGAGAGUUUGGGGCGUGGAAGUGGGAGAGUGAGAGUUUGGCGGUGUCGUUGUUGUUUCUUACUUUAGCUCUUUCAUAUUUGAAUCACGCAUAGCUUGAAAGCAGGAAAAAUGUCGAAGCGCGUGGAUGCAGUUGCGGGGGAUGGACAAGAGGACAAAAAAAAGGCAUGUCCCAUGUCGGGAAAAUACGGUCAGUGCCCAGGUACUCUUGAGUCUGAAAACCAUGCAUAAUUAUGCGAGGCUCUUUUUACACGGCAUAUGCAUCCACUCACAAUGUGAUUGAUUCUGCAGAGAGUCUUGAUUUCCUGCACAUUGAAAUUUGAACAACAUUGAUAACUGGGUAUAUCAUCAUCAACAACAGUUUCGGGCCUCCUCUCAUCAAAGCCAGAUGCAGAGGCAAAAUCAGAUCCUUUCGCCGCAGGGUCGAAGAGCUUGUUGAGCAAAUCAUCGGCGGAACCUUCGAAUGAAGGCUCGCUUGCAUGGGCGCUCUGCCCAAUUCACUGUUACGAAAGACGACUACACUUUUUCUAUAAUCAAUCUGCCCAAAAAAGUAACUGUAUAUGUACGAAGAUUAGAAGAUCAAUGAGUGAUGGAUUCAUACUACUUCAUGAUUUCAAUACCAGGGCUAGGGCAUACUAAAUUGAAUAUAUUUGUUCUAAUGAUGAAAAAGAAUAUGUUCUUGCACUACUUGAUUAACCUAACCUUAGCUCUUCUAAGCUCGGAGCAAAAACACCAUCUACCUCGUCUGUAUCGUGUACGCAUGCGCCUUUGUACAAGGGCUCUUUGUCGCACGAGCAUUUCUUUAG